AUGAACCAAGGCCCAAUGAAACGAGGCCCCGCCCCUUUUGUCUCGGUGAAAAGGCAACAUGGAAUUUUCAAGAGCUUCCUACGAACUAUUGGCAUAUUGGAGCCUACUAAAGUGGAUUUCAUUUCUGAAUUGCCUCUGGAAUUAUCGCAGAUAAUUCUUCGCAAUUUGGAUGAGGAGUCUUUGCUGUGCGUUGCUCGAGUAUCGCGAAAAUGGUUGCAAAUCUGCAAAUUCGAUAAAAUUUUAAAACAAACUGCAAGGCUCCAUAAACGACAAAUCAGAAGGAAAAUGAGGGAACAAAUUUUGGGACGAGAUUCACCGUCAAGGAUUGAAUCGUUAAGAAGAAUACAAGAAUUGAGAAGAGAUAGAAAUAGAGUAGCAAGUAUAAGGUUAGAAACGGCGGUAGUCUUUGGUAAUAGAACUAGGAUCCCACCACCAAGAAAUAUAAAAGUAAGUAAUUGCUCAACUAGAAAAUCUCGUAAUAAAUGUAUUAGAAUAUGAAUAUAUUAAUUUAGAUUAGGUUAAGUUGUGUAUUAUAAAUUUAAGUUUAUAUUUAUAAUUUUCUGAAGUGUUUAAAUAAAAUUUCUAGUUAAGUUAAUUUUUAAGAAUUAAAUGUGAUUUUGACAUCUUAGCGUUAAGAAAAAUAAAUAUUUGUAUUAGAAUAACAUAUUAUAAAUUAUAGUAUUUAUUGACUGUAUGCAAUGCAUGAUAUGAAUAAUGUUUUUAACUUAAUUAGGAAUCUAAGAAUUCACUUUAAUUGUAAA
Molecule: messenger RNA, 761 nt
Organism: Apis cerana (Asiatic honeybee)
Lineage: Eukaryota; Metazoa; Arthropoda; Insecta; Hymenoptera; Apidae
Molecular function (GO): protein binding
Source: RefSeq, a predicted model, not a curated record